GACCCCACUAUGCGCUCUGCAGAGAGCGACGGUGUCAUGCGCACCGGGCUGUCCAGCAAGUAACCGAAGCUCUCCAAACACAUCGAGUUUAACAACAAUGGAGGUCACAAACAACACGACAACCUGGACACAGUUUGACAACCUUUCCAACAUAUCCCCCAACCCUGAGGACGAGGAGGUGAAGCUGAGUUAUCAAGUGGUCACAUCUUUCCUGCUUGGCGCGCUCAUCCUGUGCGCAAUAUUUGGGAACGCGUGCGUUGUCGCAGCCAUCGCCUUGGAGCGGACUCUCCAGAAUGUGGCCAACUACCUGAUCGGUUCUCUGGCUGUCACCGACCUGAUGGUGUCGGUGCUAGUGCUGCCCAUGGCGGCGCUUUACCAGGUCUUAAACCGAUGGACUCUCGGGCAGGUUCCAUGCGACAUCUUCAUCUCUCUGGAUGUGUUGUGCUGCACCUCGUCCAUCCUGCACCUGUGCGCCAUCGCUCUGGACAGAUACUGGGCCAUAACAGAGCCCAUAGACUACAUGAAGAAGAGGACGCCGAGGAGAGCCGCGGUCCUCAUCAGUGUCACCUGGCUCGUCGGAUUCUCCAUCUCAGUGCCGCCAAUGCUGAUCAUGCGCUCCCAGCCCAACAGCAUGGCAGAGGACAGGGCGAACCCCAAGCAGUGUCAGAUCAGGCAAGACCCCUGGUACACAAUAUACUCCACAUUUGGGGCUUUUUACAUCCCGUUGACGCUCAUGCUGGUUUUAUACGGGCGGAUAUUCAAAGCAGCGAGGUUUCGGAUCAGGAGGACGGUGCGUAAAACGGAGAAGAAGAAAGUGUCCGACUCCUGUUUGGCGUUAUCCCCGGCGCUCUUCCACAAAAAGACUCCCGGAGACGCGCAGGGCAAGAGCUGGAAAAGGAGCGUGGAGCCCCGGCCGCUGCCGAGCGUCAACGGCGCGGUGAAACACGCGGAGGACGGCGAGUCUCUGGAGAUCAUCGAAGUUCACAGCAACUCCAAAGGCAACCUGCCGCUGCCCAACACCCCGAGCUCCGUGCCGCUGUUCGAAAGCAGGCACGAGAAGGCGACCGAGGCGAAGCGGAAGAUUGCGCUGGCACGGGAGCGCAAAACAGUGAAGACUCUGGGCAUCAUCAUGGGCACCUUUAUCCUCUGCUGGCUUCCCUUCUUCAUCGUCGCUCUGGUCAAGCCUUUUUGCCAAGAGUCGUGCUACAUUCCCCGCUGGCUGGAGGAUGUCAUAAACUGGCUGGGCUACUCCAACUCUCUACUCAACCCCAUCAUUUACGCGUACUUCAACAAAGACUUCCAGAGCGCUUUCAAGAAAAUCAUCAAGUGUCAUUUCUGCAGACCGUGAGGGUUUCAGUUUUUGUGGUUUUGAGGUUUGAGUUAAAGACAUCCAGGUGAACAGAGAGGAGCGGCCCUAAAAACCAACGGCUCAUUAAAGAGGCACACAUAGAUUGUUCUGAACAAAGAAUGAUGCUUAAACUGAUCAGAGGGCUCCUACUGAUUACUGUUGAUAAUCACCAUCCUUAAAUAUUCCCAGAGAUGUCUGUAGCCUAUGCAUAGAUGAAGCUGUGAUUGUUUUGAUUGAAGCUCCAUGUUCCUCAUCAUGUUCUGUCAUGUUCA
Molecule: messenger RNA, 1620 nt
Organism: Seriola dumerili (greater amberjack)
Lineage: Eukaryota; Metazoa; Chordata; Actinopteri; Carangiformes; Carangidae
Gene: htr1ab
Product: 5-hydroxytryptamine receptor 1A-beta
Exons: 1
Coding region: 98-1348 (416 amino acids)
Biological process (GO): regulation of vasoconstriction; regulation of behavior; adenylate cyclase-activating adrenergic receptor signaling pathway
Cellular component (GO): plasma membrane
Molecular function (GO): G protein-coupled serotonin receptor activity
Source: RefSeq, a predicted model, not a curated record